Maylandia zebra (zebra mbuna) is the source of this 4520-nucleotide messenger RNA. The record is from RefSeq and is a predicted model, not a curated record. Lineage: Eukaryota; Metazoa; Chordata; Actinopteri; Cichliformes; Cichlidae.
UGCAGCUUUGAAGACUUCCAGGUUGUGUUCAUCUUUGAUGGUCUGGAUGAGUGUCGACUUCCUCUGGACUUCAACAACACCAAGAUCCUGACUGACCCUAGAGAGGCCACCUCAGUUCAUUUGCUGCUGAUAAACCUAGUUAAGGGCCAUUUACUUCCCUCUGCCCAUGUCUGGAUAACCACACGACCUGCAGCAGCCAAUCAGAUCCCUGCUCAGUUUGUUGACAUAGUGACAGAGAUCAGGGGGUUCAAUGACCGACACAAGGAUGAAUAUUUCUGGAAGAGAUUCAGAGAUGAGGAGCAGGCCAGUAUUAUAAUUUCCCACAUCUUGUUAUCAGAAAACCUCCACAUCAUGUGCCGCAUCCCAGUUUUCUGCUGGAUCACUGCUACAGUUCUGGAUUCUCUUACAAUAAAUAAUGAGAGCAGUGAUCUGCCUAAAAGCCUCACAGAGCUGUACAUCCACUUCAUGAUGGUGCAAGUCCAAUUGAAGAAGGUCAAGGAUGAAGGAUCGGAGACAGAUCCACCCUGGAGUCCAGACAGCAGGAAGAUGGUUGAGGCUCUGGGAAAACUGGCUUUUGAUCAGCUACAGAAAAGAAAUCUGAUCUUCUAUGAAUCAGACCUGACAGAGUGUGGCAUCGAUAUCAGUGCAGCCUCAGUGUACUCAGGAGUGUUCACACACAUCUUUAAAGAGGAGAGAGGACUGUACCAGGACAAGGUGUUCUGCUUUGUCCAUCUGAGUGUUCAGGAGUUUCUGGCUGCUCUUCAUGUCCAUCUGACCUUCAUCAACUCCGGAGUAAAUCUGCUGGAAGAAAAGAAAUCUUGGUCAUUUAAACUGUUUAGAAUUAAACACAAGCAAAAAGUCUUCUACCAGAGUGCUGUAGACAAGGCCUUACAGAGUCCAAAUGGACACCUGGACUUGUUUCUUCGUUUCCUCCUGGGUCUUUCACUUCAGACAAAUCAGACUCUCCUACGAGGCCUGCUGACACAGACAGGAAGUAGCUCACAGACCAAUCAGGAAACAGUUCAGUACAUCAAGAAGAAGCUCAAUGAGAACCUGUCCACAGAGAAAAGCCUCAACCUGUUUCACUGUUUGAAUGAACUGAAUGAUUGUUCUCUAGUGGUUGAGAUCCAGCAGUCCCUGAGUUCAGGAAGUCUCUCUACAGAUGAACUGUCUCCUGCUCAGUGGUCAGCUCUAGUCUUCAUCUUACUGUCAUCAGAAAAUUAUCUGGAUCUACUGGAGGAAAACAUUAUCACUUUUGUGAAGAAUGAGCUGAAGACGAUCCAAAGAGUUCUGGUUCCAGACUACAUGGAACCAUUUGAGCGUCAGAAAAAGGAUGAGAACGUGUUUGGAGUGAAUGAACAGCAGAGAAGCAGAGAACCCUUCCUAAAGAUCGCACUACACUUCCUGAGGACAAUGAAGCAGGAAGAGCUGGCUGACCAACUGCAGAGCAAAAUGUCUGCUCCAAUUUGUACACAUGAUCUUAAAACUUUGCUGAAGAAGAAGUUCCAGUGUGUGUUUGAGGGGAUCGCUAAAGCAGGAAACCCAACCCGUCUAAAUCAGAUCUACACAGAGCUCUACAUCACAGAGGGAGGGACCACAGAGGUCAAUGAUGAACAUGAGGUUAGACAGAUUGAAACAGCAUCCAGGAAACCAGACAGACCAGAAAGAACAAUCAAACAUGGAGAAUUCUUUAAUGCCUCAAGUGGAAGAGAUCAAACAAACAGAAUAGUGCUGACAAAGGGAGUGGCUGGCAUUGGGAAAACAAUUUUAACUCAGAAAAUCAUUCUGGACUGGACUGAAGACAAAGCGAACCAGGACAUCCAGUUUAUAUUUCCAUUCACUUUCAGAGAGCUGAAUGUGUUGAAAGAUAAAAAAUUCAGCUUGGUGGAACUUGUUCAUCACUUUAUAACCACAACUAAAGACUCAGGAAUCUGCAGAUUUGAAGACUUCCAGGUUAUGUUCAUUCUUGAUGGUCUGGAUGAGUGUCGACUUCCUCUGGAUUUCAACAACAAUAUGAUUCUGACUGAUGUUGCAGUGUCCACAUCAGUGGAUGUCCUGCUCACAAAUCUCAUCAGAGGGAACCUGCUUCCCUCUGCUCAUCUCUGGAUAACAACACGACCUGCAGCAGCCAAUCAGAUCCCUCCUCAGUGUGUUGACAUGGUGACGGAGAUCAGAGGGUUCACUGACCCACAGAAGGAGGAGUACUUCAGGAAGAGAUUCAGAGAUGAGAAGCAGGGAAGCAGGAUCAUCUCUCACAUCAAGACAUCACGAAGCCUCCACAUCAUGUGCCACAUCCCAGUCUUCUGCUGGAUCACUGCUACAGUACUGGAGGAAAUGUUGAGAACCACAGAGGUGAGAAAGCUACCCAACACCCUGACUGAGAUGUACAUCCACUUCCUGGUGGUUCAGGCCAAAGUGAAGAAGGUCAAGUAUGAUGAAGGAGCUGAGACAGAUCCACACUGGAGUCCAGAGAGCAGGAAGAUGGUUGAGUCUCUGGGAAAACUGGCUUUUCAUCAGCUGCAGAAAGGAAACCUGAUCUUCUAUGAAUCAGACCUGACAGAGUGUGGCAUCGAUAUCAGAGCAGCCUCAGUGUACUCAGGAGUGUUCACACAGAUCUUUAGAGAGGAGAGAGGGCUGUACCAGGACAAGGUGUUCUGCUUUGUCCAUCUGAGUGUUCAGGAGUUUCUGGCUGCUCUUCAUGUCAGUCUGACCUUCAUCAACUCUGAUGUCAAUUUGCUGGAAGAAGCACAAACAAUCUCCAGUAGGUCUGAUAAAACACAUUUCUACCAGAGUGCUGUGGAUAAGGCCUUAGAGAGUCCAAAUGGACACCUGGACUUGUUCCUCCGAUUCCUUUUGGGUCUUUCAAUGCCGACCAAUCAGACCCUCCUACGAGGCCUGCUGACAACGACCGAAAGAAGUUCACAGACCAAUCAGACUCUACUAGCAUCCCUGCUUACACGGCUUAGAAGUAGUUCACAGUUCAACCAGAAAACAUAUAUCAAGAAAAAACUCAAUGAGAAUCUAUCUACAGAGAAAAGCAUCAACCUGUUCCACUGUCUUAAUGAACUGAAUGAUCAUUCUCUAGUGGAGGAAAUCAAACAGUCCCUGAGUUCAGGAAGUAUCUCCACUGAUAAACUGUCUCCUGCUCAGUGGUCAGCUCUGGUUUUCAUCUUACUGUCAUCCAAAAAAGAUAUGGAUGUGUUUGACCUGAAGAAAUACUCUGAUUCAGAGGAGGCUCUUCUGCAGCUGCUGCCAGUGGUCAAAGCCUCCAAAAACGCUCUGCUCAGUAGCUGCAAUCUGUCACAUAGAAGCUGUGAAGCUCUAUCCUCUUCUCUAAAAUUAGAAGACUGUGGACUGAGAUCUCUAGACAUGGGUAACAAUAAACUGCAGGAUUCAGGAUUGAAGCUGCUGUUGGCUGGAUUGGAAAUUCCAUACAGUAAACUGGAAACACUCAGAUUGAGCAACUGUAACCUCUCAAAGAGAAGCUGUGAAAUUCUGUCCUCAGUUCUCAGCGCUUCAUACUCUAUUCUGAGAGAGCUGGACCUGAGUGACAAUGACCUUAAGGACUCUGGAAUGACCAUAUUGUCUUCUGGACUGGAUAAUCCACACUGUAAACUGGAAACACUCAGGCUGACAGGAUGCCUGAUCACAAAAUAUGGUUGUACCUCUCUGGUAUCAGCUGUGAAGGCCAACCACUCCCAUCUGAGAGAGCUUGACUUGACUUACAAUCAUCCAGAAGAGGCAGGAGUAAAACUAUUAGAGCAGCUAAGACUGGAAAUUCUCAGCUGGAUGUGUUUGUUCUCGCCGUCAGAUUCCUGUCAACUCGAAAUCGACACAAACACAGUGCACACAAACCUCAAACUGUCUGAAGACAACAGGAAGGUGACACGUGUGGUGGAAGGUCAGCCAUAUCCUGAUCAUCCUGACAGAUUUGAUUAUUGGCCUCAGCUACUGUGCAGAGAUGGUCUGACUGGUCGUUGUUACUGGGAGGUUGAGUGUAGAGGAGGAGUUAACAUAUCAGUAAGUUACAGAGCAAUCAACAGGAGAGGAGACAGAGAACACUGUGUGUUUGGAGAGAAUGAUCAGUCCUGGAGUCUGAGCUGUUCAGAUGAUGGUUGUUAUUUUGUCUGGCACAAUAAUAAAAAAACAUCCAUCUCCUCCUCCUCCUCGUCCUCCUCUGUCUCUAACAGAGUAGCAGUGUAUGUGGACUGUCCUGCUGGCACUCUGUCCUUCUACAGAGUCUCCUCUGACACUCUGAUCCACCUCCACACCUUCAACACCACAUUCACUGAACCUCUUUAUCCUGGAUUUACAGUCUUGUUUCCUACUUCCUCAGUGAAUUUGUGUACAGUUUAGGAUGAGGUAGGGGUAUUCAAUUCAAAUUAAACAUCCAGCAAGAGAAAAUACAGCAAGAAAAGUCCAGAAUAUCAUAAAAUUCCACAUUCAUUAUAAUUUAGUGCAAUAUAUUUUAAUGUAGCACAACAGUUAGAUCAAAGUCUGUGUAUAGUUAAUAACUGGCU